Monopterus albus (swamp eel) is the source of this 2590-nucleotide messenger RNA. Its product is annotated as solute carrier family 22 member 7-like. The record is from RefSeq and is a predicted model, not a curated record. Gene Ontology annotation, cellular component: membrane. NCBI's taxonomy places the organism in Eukaryota, Metazoa, Chordata, Actinopteri, Synbranchiformes, Synbranchidae. Gene Ontology annotation, biological process: transmembrane transport. Bases 216 to 1802 code for a protein of 528 amino acids. The transcript is spliced from 9 exons. Gene Ontology annotation, molecular function: transmembrane transporter activity.
CUGACAAUCAGGCUGCAGGACCUAAAUCCAUCCUGCUCACCAAAAGAAAACCAGAGGUUGACCAGAGAUCUCUGCAGACAUCAGGCUUGGCAGCAGUACAUUAGUCCUUUUGGACACGGGUGACUAAUUCUGCUUCUUCAGUGAUACUGACACUUGUUCCCUUGGAGCAAAUCGAAAGCCUUUAGAACCUUUUAGAAGCCACAAGCACCGUGGGGAUGAAGUUUGAGAAUAUCCUGGAGGAGAUCAAUGGUUUUGGGCCUUUCCAAAUCAUCAUCAUCGUCUUGCUCUGCGCCCCUCGAAUAGUUCUCCCCUGUCACUUCUUGCUGAACAACUUCAUCGCUGCAGUGCCUCGUCACCGCUGUGACAUCAGCACCCUGGAUGGUGGGGGACUCUUCAGAAAUUUAACUCAGGAGCAGAGACUGACAGUUAGUGUUCCUGUGGGAGGAAAUGGGGACCCAAAGUCCUGUGAGAUGUUUGCAGAACCUUACUUUGAGCUGUUAUCCAACAGCUCCAACAGCACUGACCUGCCCACAGUUCAGUGUCAGAGCGGAUGGGUUUAUGACAACUCCACCUUCACUUCCACCCUGGCAACAGAGUGGGACUUUGUCUGCGAUAGAAAAAGCCUGACAAACACAACAAGCACAAUCUUUUUCCUCGGAGUGAUGCUGGGAGGCAUAGCAUUUGGAUACCUCUGUGAUAAGUAUGGGAGGAAAAACACUCUUUUGGCCUCAUACAUCAUAGCGAUCACGUUUGGCUUCGCCAGUGCAUUUGCAAACUCCUACAUCCUGUUUGCAGUGCUGAGGUUUCUCACUGGGUUUGGACUGACGGGGAUCAGCAGCACCUCAAUAGUUCUCAGCAUCGAGUGGGUGGACACCAGUCACAGGUCGCUUAUCGGUGUGUUGGGCAGUAUGGCCUGGUCUGUAGGCAACAUGCUGCUGGCUGGGUUUGCCUUCCUGGUGACUGACUGGCGACCACUCAUCAUGACUGUUACAGCCCCACUGGGUGUCGCAGUUCUGACCUGGUGGUGGAUUCCUGAAUCUGCCCGAUGGCUUUUAGCCAAUGGCAAAGUGGAACGAGCCCAGUUUUACCUCAACAAAUGUGCAAAGUUCAACGACAGACAAAACCCGGCAAACAGCAUAAAACUGGAGACACUCUCCAGCAUAGAAAUCUUAGAAAAGCAGAACAAAAACUACACUUACCUUCACCUAAUCAAGACCCCAAAGAUGAGAAGGUUAACUCUACUGACUGGGAUUGUGUGGUAUGGAAUCGCCUUGACAUAUUAUGGAAUCAGCCUGAACAUCAGUGGAUUUGGUCUGAACAUUUACCUCACACACUUCAUCUAUGCAGCCAUUGAAGUUCCUGCCAAGCUGAUGAUUUAUUACUUUCUCAACAUGCUUGGACGGAGAAAGUGCCAAGCAGGCACGUUGGUACUAACAGGAGUCUGCAUCGCCAUCAACAUCUUCCUUCCCAAAGGUCUGUGGCAUGUGCGUGCUGCCGUUGCCAUUCUGGGAAAAGGCCUAUCAGAGGCUUCGUUCACAACUGUUUUCCUCUACACCACUGAGCUUUACCCCACAGUCAUCAGACAGAACGGUCUGGGCUUCACCAACUUCAUGAGUCGUCUGGGAGUGGCAGUAGCUCCUCUCAUCCUGCUGCUGGAGGACGUGUGGCCUCUUCUUCCUCAGGUCAUCCUCGGCUCUGUGGCCAUCACAUGCGGCCUGGUGUCUCUGCUGUUGCCAGAAACUCUGAAUGUGAGGCUGCCAGAGACAAUUGACGACAUCGAAAAUCCAAGGAUAGUGGAUUAAAAUAUGGAAAGCACAAUGUGAACAAUUUGAAAUGACCUUUGGCACCACUUUAGUGCCAUCUUGUGGUAUAGUUGUAACAUGCACUGAGACACACCUGUGGAUACUGUGACUGCUCUUUUGCUUGACUUGUAAUUGAAAAACAGGCUCAUCCUGACUUUUAUUCACAGCACAUAUACAUUAGAAAUGAGCACAUCCUGCUACACAACAGUCACCUUUCAUUGGAUUAGGUCAGAAAACAUACAUAAAAUACUUUCUGAGGUGACAGUUUUUAAGAAAAUGCCCAUUACAAAAUCUCUAAUUCUGAAAUAUAACAUCAUGUUGAAAAGAGACCAAAACAAAAGAAUUUGUUAAUGUUAGAUUUCUGUUUACUAUGAGUCAAAGAUGUGUCUGUUCAGCUGUAUUGGAAGGCGUUCCUCAGCUCAGAGCAGACUGGUGUCAGCAGAAAUAUUCAAAUCAUUGUGGUGGCGUUUUUUGUUUUAUUUCAGAAGAAACAAUAUGUCCUCUUUCUCUGUGAAGUCUUCAGAUGUUCUCCUGGAAUCACAGAGUACAACAGAAACAAACAGCGAGAUAAGCUCAGCAAAACAAAGAUGUGUACUGAUUCCUAAACGGUAUGCACUGUAUAUAUUUUACAGAUUUUGGUACAUAUCAUUAGUUUUAUUUUACAGUUCCUUGGCACUUUUGUGGACUAAAAAGAGUGUCAUAUCAUAAAAAGUAAGUAUUUACCACAACCUUAAGUUCUGUUAACAUUAAGAUGUAUUUAAAAAAAGCAUUUUUUUUAUACUCGAUGG